AUGACACGAUUCGAUCCUCACCAUGGGUCGCUCGACUUGCUCAAGUUGAAUGACACUGUUAUCGUUCUCAGCGGCGGAGCAACCGGAAUAGGAGCAGCCACAGUUCGACAGUUCUAUUCGCAUGGAGCAAGAGUCGUUUUUGGCGACGUGAAUACCGAAGCUGCAGAGGCCGUUGUCUCGUCAACCUCGUCCGAAAGAGUGCACUUCUUCAAAACGGACGUUCGAUCGUACCAGCAGGUACGGGCUCUUUUUCAAUUUGCCCUUGACCGAUAUGGACAUGUCGACCACGCCAUCGCAAAUGCCGGCAUCUUGGAGAAGAAGGGAUGGUUCGAUCCUGAAUUGCAGGACAUGAGGGAGGCACCAACCACCAUGACUCUAGAUAUCAAUCUGACGGGUGUGCUUUACUUUGCCCAUCUGGCGUGCUUCUAUACCGCACAGCGCAAAAAUAAUGGAGUGCUUGCUGACCGAAGUCUAACUUUGCUUAGCAGCCAUGGAGGUUUUAAGGAAACUCCGGGCAUGUUUGUGUACGGCGUUACCAAACACGGCGUUAUGGGUUUGUUGAGGUCGCUCCGCCCCCAUGUCCUUGCGAAUUUUCCGGGACUCCGGGUGAAUGCUGUUUGCCCAAGCAUGACCGAGACAGGCAUGGUCGAUGGAAUUAAAGAUGGAUGGGUCAAGAAUGGUCUGCCUGUUAAUCGUCCGGAAGACAUUGCAACGGCCAUGGUUGGCAUUGCGGCGGCCGGGCCAGGCACCGAAGCUAUAUGGCAUGAUGAAAAAGAGUCUCCAAACCUGCGUACGCGGAAAAGCGUUGGAUCAAUGGACUGGGACAACAAAGACCAAGGGCUACAUGGGAGAGCGAUAUUUGUGUUAGGAGGUCAGUGCUACGAUAUUGAGGAAGGCCUGGAGAGGACUGAACAAAUUUGGCUGGGCAAAAGUGUCAGCGAAAAGGUUAAAUUAGCCCAGGAAGCGCUAGGACUAGGUGGCAAAUGGACUGGAAAAUGA
Metarhizium robertsii ARSEF 23 is the source of this 999-nucleotide messenger RNA. RefSeq lists its product as uncharacterized. The transcript has a single exon. NCBI's taxonomy places the organism in Eukaryota, Fungi, Ascomycota, Sordariomycetes, Hypocreales, Clavicipitaceae. The record is from RefSeq and is a predicted model, not a curated record. Gene Ontology annotation, molecular function: oxidoreductase activity. The coding region runs from base 1 to 999 and encodes 332 amino acids.